AUGGAACUUCUUCCACGCCGCUCUUUCGCUAUCUCUAUCUCUCCUCUCCGACAUCGGAAGAGUUUUAGUUAUAAUCAGUUGCCUGAGGAGCCGAUCAAACUCACUAUUCUCAAGCUUGAUGGUUCUAAUUCCUUUGGUACCUAUCCUCUAUAUGUGAUUCUUGAUGAUCCUUACUCUUAUCCCCGUGACUAUUAA
Eruca vesicaria subsp. sativa (arugula) is the source of this 195-nucleotide messenger RNA. The record is from the annotation of a GenBank genome assembly. NCBI's taxonomy places the organism in Eukaryota, Viridiplantae, Streptophyta, Magnoliopsida, Brassicales, Brassicaceae.